This is a messenger RNA of Ectocarpus sp. CCAP 1310/34, 2584 nucleotides long. NCBI's taxonomy places the organism in Eukaryota, Phaeophyceae, Ectocarpales, Ectocarpaceae. The record is from the annotation of a GenBank genome assembly.
AUGUUCAAGGCUCGAUUGCACGGCGUGUGUCCCUUUGCCGAUGACCCGGUAGAGGCGGCAAGACGGGCUCUACAGGACGGCAUCCUGGCGCAGCCGCUCGCUUUAGAAUCUCUUGACAGUGCUCUGUCCUCGUGGCACUACAGGUACAGUGAGCGAGCGACCCCAUGCCAGUCCCGGCAGUCAGACCGGUACGAGCCGCUGGUGGUGGCGCUGACGGGGUCGACGGGCACCGGGAAGACGGAGACGGCGUGGGUGCUGGCGGACGCCUUGCUGACCAAGCGCUGCCGCAUCACGGGCGGCACGAGGGACAUCCCCAGGGGACUCCUGGUGCUCAAUGGGGCGGACUACAUGGUUGCAUCGAAGGUGGAGGAGUACCAGAGCCUGAUACGGAGGAAGCUUGGUCAGCGGCUGGAGUACUGCGGCGGCAACGUGGUCGUCUUGUUCGAUGAGCUGCAGAAGGCCGCCCCGGGGACGCUGGACGCGCUAGCCGAGGCGAUGUCGGAGCAUCCUCGAGUGACCUUCGAGCGGGGAGGUCAGAGCGUGUCUGUGGACAGCAGCAGGGUCGUCUUCCUCCUCGUGUCGGACGUUGGGGCCGAGGGCGUCAACGCGGCGGUGCUCAGGUACCGGAAACGCUCCGACGUGGUUCCGGGAGCUCUCCAAUCGGCGGUCAAGAGGAGCCUGGACGAGCAGUGGGAGCGGUUACGGUUCGGCAAGAUGGUGGACAAGGUGGUGCCUUACCUUCCCAUGGACCCCACCAGCAACCUCCUCGUCGUAGAGCUCAAGCUCAAGAAGCUGGCCGAGACCCUCGACGGGGGCUUGUACACGACAUCUGGUCUGCGGUGGCACCUGGUCCAGCCCCAGUACGUCCAGUACUCGAGUUACCACGUGACGCUGCCCAACGACGGAAGGGAAGAGAUAAUCCGGCACCAGCUCGCGGCGUACGGGGCUAGAGACGUGGAGAAAGUGUCCAUGCGAAGGCUCACAGGCGCCAUACGCAACCACGUGCUCAACCCCACGUGCGCGGCAACGGACGAAGGCGCAGAAGAAACAGGGUCCCCAGCGGGGGAGGGUAGGGUAGGAGGGGGGGAACGACCAGGGCAAGGGGGCUAUGGCGGCAGCAGUAGCAGUAGUAGGGGUGGCGGCGGCGGUCGGUGCUGGAGCGAGCCGUUCAUGGUGGACAUCCGGUACGACGCCUCGACAGAACAGGUGUCUUUCCACCGGUGUGAACCGGACUACGCCCACGGCCUGACGGAGCUGCAGCGGGAGCACCCGGACGUAGUGGAGGGGCCCAAGUGCGACCUGGCUUGGAGAGGGGUAUUGCACGAGCACGGAGCUCUCGCCUAAAACGUUUUCUGCCUGCCCUCGCCUCCUCCUCUUGCCCUUCUGACGUGUGUCGGCUUUGGGGGUCGAUGCGGUCCUUUUGUUGGUUGAUGUGUUUGUGGGUGGCUGGUGAGAUCACCAAGUUCUUCGUACGUGCAUGAGGGGGUUUGCCGUCUUCUCCCUGCGAUGCUGAUGCUGAUGCUGAUGCUGAUGCUGAUUCUGGUGUUGUUGUCGUUGUUGUUGUUGUUGUUGUUGUCGUCGUGGUGGUAGUGAUCGAUGCGUGAUCGAUCGUGCACAAGGGGCGGAAAGGAAGGACGGCAGGGGAUGAAAAACGCGUCGCAGCAGAGAGAGGAUUUAGCGUCAUGGCUCCCUCGGAAGAAAAAAAAAGGGAGUUGGGCGGUUAUUCCACCGUCGUUCCCCCCCACGCCUCAGCAAUGUCUACUUGCCCGGGAAUACCUCGCCUGCUCCCCCACAACAAAGCCACAGCUUCCGAUCAGUAGGUGGUGCGGCUGGGCGGACCGGGUGGUAGAUGUUGCCGACGUGAAUUUGAGAGCUGUUUUACCAACGCUAUCGGUCGACCCAAAGUGUCUCCGUCUGGGUUGCACUUUGUUUGUUGUUUCAUGCCAGUAGGAAGACGAAGAAAGCGUUUCGUGGUGCCGGCCCCAGAGUUUGUUCUGUUUUACGCGGGUGCGUCGUGUCCACGACAAAUGGCACACUCGGUCGUUGCGUGCGUUCAGCGCGAAGCGAAAGGCACACCAGUUGCGAUAGUUAGGCGUCUUCUUGUACCUGCCGCCAGAAGCUAGGCCGGGGAAUAAAGACGAAAGUAGCACCUGUUGUCGUCGUCGUACCAACGCUCACGCCCGUCGUCCGGGUUGAGGAUGGACCGGCGUAAAUUUUGCGGGGAGAAUGGGUUUGGGUCCUCCGUUUUACAUUGGGCUCGUUCGAUCGUAGUGUUGAGGCCAUGCGCGUGCACGCCCUGCCAAGUUCAAACCGUUACACAGGUUGCCAAACUCGAACCAUUACCUCGACGUUAUCUUAUGCAUCCGACUUUGUUGGUCGUCAGGUGUGGUGUUAGAAGAGGGGCGGUAAUGUUCGACUGCUGCUCGCUGGCUCGUUUUGUUCUAGACCGUUGACCACGCAUCUUAUAUAUAGUCUAGAUGGAACAGGGCCGUUCCAAACACCGUUCCUAGAACCGUUCCUAGCACAGUUCCUAGCACAGUUUGUCCAUAGUUGGUCCGGGUCCUGCCGACUUGUGGUCCAGUUU